Messenger RNA from Neoarius graeffei (lesser salmon catfish), 1494 nucleotides. Its product is annotated as potassium voltage-gated channel subfamily A member 2. Lineage: Eukaryota; Metazoa; Chordata; Actinopteri; Siluriformes; Ariidae. Gene Ontology annotation, molecular function: protein binding; delayed rectifier potassium channel activity. The coding region runs from base 13 to 1494 and encodes 493 amino acids. The record is from RefSeq and is a predicted model, not a curated record. The transcript has a single exon. Gene Ontology annotation, biological process: potassium ion transmembrane transport; protein homooligomerization. Gene Ontology annotation, cellular component: axon terminus; voltage-gated potassium channel complex; membrane.
CCCUCCUGCAUAAUGACGGUGGCAACAGGAGAUCCCUCAGAUGAGGCAGCAGCACAUCCAGGACACCCUCAGGACUAUGAUGUAGAGGGAGAACAGGAAUGCUGCGAAAGAGUUGUCAUAAACAUUUCAGGCCUGCGCUUUGAGACACAGCUCAAGACCCUCUCACAGUUUCCUGAGACCUUGCUUGGUGAUCCAAAAAAGCGAAUGAGAUACUUUGACCCUUUAAGGAAUGAGUAUUUCUUUGAUAGAAACCGGCCAAGCUUUGAUGCCAUCCUCUACUACUACCAAUCUGGAGGAAGGUUACGGCGUCCUGUGAAUGUGACUCUGGAUAUAUUUUCAGAAGAAAUUCGGUUUUAUGAGCUUGGAGAGGAAGCUAUUGAGAUGUUCAGGGAGGAUGAAGGGUUCAUAAAGGAAGAAGAGAGGCCUUUGCCUGAUAAUGAGUUUCAGAAACAGGUCUGGUUGUUGUUUGAGUAUCCAGAAAGUUCAGGACCAGCAAGGAUUAUCGCCAUCAUAUCUGUCAUGGUGAUUCUUAUUUCUAUAGUCAGCUUCUGUCUGGAGACUCUGCCUAUAUUCCGUAGUGAUGAAGAGAAUAUGCAUAAAGUCCACACAUAUAAUAGUAACUCCACCACAAACUAUGUGUCCACGUCCUUUACUGACCCUUUCUUCAUCCUGGAGACACUGUGCAUAAUCUGGUUCUCCUUUGAGUUCCUGGUUCGUUUCUUUGCCUGCCCCAGUAAAGCCAGCUUCUUUGUGAACAUAAUGAACAUGAUUGAUGUGGUGGCUAUUAUCCCCUACUUCAUUACACUAGGAACAGAACUGGCAGAGAAAGCAGAGGAUGGCCAACAAGGGCAGCAGGCCAUGUCUUUAGCCAUCUUGCGAGUCAUCCGACUAGUGAGGGUCUUCAGGAUCUUCAAGCUCUCACGUCAUUCCAAGGGACUCCAGAUUCUGGGACAAACCCUGAAGGCCAGCAUGAGAGAACUUGGGUUGCUUAUCUUCUUCCUCUUCAUUGGAGUCAUCCUCUUCUCCAGUGCUGUCUAUUUUGCUGAAGCAGACGAACCUGAAUCCCAGUUCUACAGCAUCCCAGAUGCCUUCUGGUGGGCUGUGGUUUCUAUGACAACUGUUGGCUAUGGAGAUAUGGUGCCCACUACCAUUGGUGGCAAGAUUGUUGGCUCUCUUUGUGCCAUUGCUGGAGUGCUGACCAUUGCCUUGCCAGUGCCUGUCAUUGUCUCAAAUUUCAACUACUUCUACCACCGUGAAACAGAGGGUGAGGAGCAAGCCCAAUAUCUGCAGGUUAACACCCCCAAAGCUGAUUCCCAAGAAGAGCUAAAAAGAAGUCAUAGUGGUUCUACCAUCAGUAAAUCUGACUAUAUGGAGAUCCAAGAAGGCGUGAACAACAGCAAUGAGGACUUCCAGGAGGAGGACCUCAAAAAAGGCAAUUGCACUUUGGCCAACACAAACUAUGUGAAUAUCAAAAAAAUGCUGACUGAUGUAUAA